AUUCUGUUUUGUUUUGUGCUCAACUGUUUCUCGUUUCGAAGAGCGCGAUAAAUUAUUUGAGUGUUUCCAACGAAAAUUGUAGACAAUUACGUCGGAAAAUUAGUGGUUCAGUUAAUCAAAAUUAAUUCAGAAUGUCAUUUUUUGGAAACACGAGUGGAACCGGACUUGGAUCAACGAGCACACCAGCAAAACCUGGGUUCGGAAAUUUUUCAUUCGGUGCUCAAACUUCGACACCAGCGUUCGGAAGUACUGCGACCAGUUCGGCGCCAUUGCUAUUUGGUGGUGGUCAGGCAAACACCAGCACCAACACUGGAUUCGGCGGGUUCGGCACAACCGCACCAACUGUCCCGGCAGCGGCUAGUACGUCCGCAUUUAGUUUCGGCACUAACACCACGGCUACUGCGGCACCAGCAUUCGGGUUCGGGACUGCUGCUGUUUCGACGGCUGCCCCAAAUGCCUUUGGCGGAUUCGGAACGACUACUACUUCAGCGGCCACCGGAUUUGGUGGAUUUGGUGCAACAACCACAACGAGUGCUCCUGCAUUUGGUGGUUUUGGGGGAUUUGGUACAACUGCCACAAGUUCGGCACCUUCAUUGUUCGGUCAACCGGCUGCAAGUACCAGUACAGGUUUUGGUGGAUUUGGAACAUCCUUUGGAACGGGUGGUUUUGGGCAACAAGCAAGCACUGGAUUGACAUUCGGUCAGGGUUUUCAGCAACAGCAACAACAACAACAGCAACCUCCAGCAAUUACUCCAGAAGAGGCCUUCGCUCAGUCUAUUUUCAAUGUUUCCAUAUUCGGCGAUGAGCGCGACACGGUUAUUGCCAAGUGGAACUACCUGCAAGCAAUGCUUGGCACGGGCAAGGCAUUCUAUUCACAGAAUAAUCCUCCUGUGGACAUCAAUCCUAGUAACUAUUUGUGUCGCUUUAAAACGAUGGGAUACACUAAACUGCCUGGGAAAGAGAAUAAGGUUGGGUUGGUUGGAUUGACGGCCAAUAAAUCCGUUGGACAGAUGAAAGACCAGCAGCAGCAGUUCGUUGCUAAUCUGAACCAAAUUUUUGGCAACAAACCAAAUCUGGUGAUCAGCGUAGACAGUGUCAAAGUGGUUGGAGAAAGUAAAUCUCAGAUUAUACUCUACGUGGAAGAAAAAUCAAUGAAUUCUAACGAAACCAAGCGGAUCUUGGCGACUGAAGUUGCCAACUAUCUGAAUCAACCAACACCGAAACAACAAUUGAAUUCGCUUGGCGUUGAAUCUGUUGUCGCGUUGGUGCUGCCUGAGGAAGAUCAAUUGAAGGAAUAUCUUGAGAAUCCUCCUAAAGGGAUUGACCCCCGCAUGUGGCAACAGGCUAAGAUUGACAAUCCAGAUCCAAAAAGGUUCAUUCCGGCACCGAUGAUUGGCUUUCAGGAGCUCAGAUGGCGCAUCAAAUGUCAGGAAAGCGAAACUGACAUUCAUGUUUCGUAUCUAUCCAAGGUUGAAAAAGAAAUCGAACAGUUGAAGCAAAGACACACCAACACGACUGCCAAGAUAAUGGAACAUCGACGAAAAUUUGCUGAACUUAGCCAUCGGAUAUUGAAGAUUAUAGUUAAGCAGGAGAGUACCCGCAAGAUGGGAUUAGCGCUAUCGCCCGAGGAGGAAAUAAUCCGCAGCAAACUGGAAAACAUGCAUGCGCUGGUUUCCACUCCGACUCAGUUCAAAGGAAAGCUAAGCGAGCUAUUGUCACAAAUGAGGAUGCAGAGGAACCAAUGGGCACACGCCGGAGGUGGUAACGAGUAUACCUUAGACAAAGAAUCAUCCGAGGAGAUGAAAAGUUUUUUGACCAUGCAGCAGAAAGCGAUGGCUUUUCUGGUGGAAACAGUAAACAAAGAUCUAAAGGAUCUCAAGGUUAUUUCGGAUGGGAUGGCUCGAUUGAUACAGAGCUAAGGUAAAUGUAGAUGUAUUUUUGCGGUUCCAGCUGUUGAAUGAAAAAGAAAUAAAAUG
Molecule: messenger RNA, 1976 nt
Organism: Malaya genurostris
Lineage: Eukaryota; Metazoa; Arthropoda; Insecta; Diptera; Culicidae
Gene: Nup54
Product: probable nucleoporin Nup54
Exons: 4
Coding region: 132-1919 (595 amino acids)
Biological process (GO): NLS-bearing protein import into nucleus; nuclear pore organization; protein localization to nuclear inner membrane
Cellular component (GO): nuclear pore central transport channel; nuclear pore
Molecular function (GO): structural constituent of nuclear pore
Source: RefSeq, a predicted model, not a curated record